UGCCUGAAGCCACUACAGUGUCUGUUUGAAGACUUGGAGAAUGUGGAGUUUCCUGAUAUCAAAGGUCAAAUCCGACCUCUGAUGCACACAGUAUGUCUGGUGUGGACCAGCUCCAGACACUACAACACCCCAGCACGCCUUGUCGUUCUGCUGCAGGAGACCUGCAACCUCCUCAUACAGCAGGCCCGGGCAUAUCUAAUUGCAGAGGAGGUUCUGAGAGAAGAGGUUUCUGAAAGUCUCCUGAGGGUACAGAUGAGCCUGGAGAUCCUGCAGCUGUUUAAGAGCACCUACGACGACCGUAGAGCCAAUCUGAGACAAUACCAGAAGAAUGAAAGCUUGAUCAAGCCAUGGGACUUCUCCCCGCUGUUGGUUUUCUCUAGAUUUGAUCGAUUUGUUAACAGAGUCAAAAGCAUUAAGGACAUCCUGUUAACAGCGUUGGAUCUGAUGAAGCUCGAGAAAGUGGAGAUUGGAGGCAUACAAGGUCGAGCCCUUAGCUUGCAAGUCCAGCAGCUUCACCAAGAGUUUUUGGACACUUACAGAUUGUUCACAGAGAAACCUUCUGACUGCUUAGACAUCAGCAACCUGGACUUUGAAGAAGACAUGAGACAGUUCAAACUAAAGGUGGAUGACACAGAACGGCGACUAGGAGCUAUCUUCUGUCAGGCUUUUGAUGACGCCUCAGGACUGGAGCAUGCCUUCAAGGUUGUGGAUAUGUUUGGCUCCCUGCUGGAGCGUUCAUUAGUUGCUGCUGACGCUCUGAGCAGAUACCCUUUUCUUAUGUCCAUGUUUGACCAAGAGCUGGACUGCUGCAAACUCCUUUACAACAAACACAUGCGAGCUGCUGAGGAGCUGGGCUCAGCCCCAGUGAAUAAGAAUAUGCCAGCAGUAGCUGGAGGGCUGAGAUGGGCCCAGGAGCUACAGCAGCGCAUUCAGGCCCUCUUCUUCAAGUUCAGACACCUUUCCUACCCGUGCCUGGAGUCUGCAGAAGGAGUCAGAGUCAUCCAGAAGUACGAGGAGAUGAUGCAACUACUGGAUAGAUAUGCCAACAGCUUGUAUAAGAGGUGGACGGAGACGGUGGGCGAGAGCUCGCAGUACAACCUCAGUUUGCCAUUAAUCAGCAGAGACCAGGACACUCAUUUGAUCUCAGUCAACUUCAACCCGCAGCUGGCAUCUGUGCUCAGGGAAGUGAGGUAUUUGGAAGGCAGACAAAUUGAGGCCAUACCAGAAACUGCUGUGCAGAUCUACACCACCAGGGAGCAGCUGUGGCAGUAUGUGGUCAACCUGGACCUCACUGCUGUCCAAUACAACAAGGUGAUGCACUCUGUGCUCGAUGUGGAGCGUCCUCUGGUUCAGGACCAGCUCAGGGACAUCGAUGCUCAGCUCAGAAAGGCAGAGGAGAGCCUGAACUGGAACAGCCCAGGUGUUUGGCAGUACAUCCAGGACAUGCGGGACUGUGUGUGUGACCUGGAGAGCCGACUCCAGAGGACCAAAGACAACGUGGAGGUAAUCCAGAGCUGCAUGAGGACUUGGGCCAACCCCAUGUUUGAUAGGAAAGAUGGCAAAAAAGAUGCACUACUCAGCCUAGAGGACAGGACGGAGAGGGCUGAUAGGUUUUACAGUCUGAUACGAUCCUCUGGAGAAAAGAUCCACUUCCUGCUGAAGAGCAACCAGGCGCUGUUCAGAGCUGAGCCGUCUUCUGAGGAGUGGAAGGCCUAUGUGGAGUACAUUGAUGACAUGAUCGUGGAUGGUUUCUUCAGCAGUAUUGAGUGCUCUCUGAAGUUCUUCUUGGACAACACUGACCAGAGAGCUGUGGUGGCCCCGCUGUUCGAGGCUCAGCUGGAUCUGAAGUUCCCUGACAUGGUGUUCACUCCCUCACUGGAGCUUGGAUCUGGAGACAGUUUGUUUGAGAUGGUGGAUAGCCUCAUCAAUGACGUGUUCAGGGUGUCCUCCUUGGUGCCCCGCCUAGCCGAGGACAGCCCAUUUCCCCACUACCAGGCUGACAUGGAGGACAUGGCUGACCUGGCAGAGAUGCGUAACCUCCUCAUGGAACAUGUGCAGAGUGCCAUGGUGGCGUGCUGCGAGUUUCGUAACUCUCUGGAGCGUUACAGCUACCUGUAUGUGGACGACAGGAAGGAGUUCAUGCGUCGGUUCCUUGAGUAUGGACACAUUGCAGAUGAAGAGGAUUACACUGACAAUGGAGGCCCAGAGAAUCCACCGACUCUGGACAAUUUUAGAGAGCAGGUGGACGGCUUCGAGAAGCUUUACGAGGAGGUUCAGGGUCUGGAGGUGGUGCAUGUGUUUCAUGGGUGGAUAAGGGUGGAUGGUCGGAGCAUGAAGACUGCCUUGCUCAAUGUCAUCAAAAAAUGGAGCCUUAUGUUCAAACAGCACCUCAUGGAUUUAGUAACCAACAGUCUGUCAGAUCUGGAGACGUUCAUCACUGUAACUGAAGCUGGACUGGUCCAGCGGGUGGAGGAAGGCGACUAUGGCGGUCUGGUUGAAGUCAUGGCUCGCCUGCAUGCUGUGAAGGAAAGACAAAACACCACAGACGCCAUGUUUGAGCCUCUGAAACAAACUAUUACUCUGCUGAAGGUGUAUGAACAGGAGCUUCCUGAGGUUGUUUACAAACAGCUAGCGGAGUUACCAGAAAAGUGGAACAAUUUGAAAAAACAGGCGAUGUUGGUGAAACAGCAAGUGGCGCCACUGCAGGCCAUCGAGGUGGCCAACCUUCGCCGAAAGUGUGCUUCGUUCGAUGUUGAGCAACAUGCUUUUCGGGAACACUUCCGCAGCAACGAGCUUUUCAGGUUUGACUGCAAGAGCCCCUACCAGCUGUUGGAUGAAUUCCACCAGCAGAUCCAGGAGAGGGAGGCAGUGAUGGCCUCCCUGGUGGAGUCUGCCAGCCUGUUUGAGGUCACCGUCUCCGAGUACAAACAGCUCCAACAAUGCAGACGUGAGGUGGGGAUGCUGAAGGAGGUGUGGGAUAUGAUCACUGUGGUGGAAUCCAGCAUGGCGGCGUGGAGGACGACCCCCUGGAGAGAGAUCAAUGUGGAAGAGAUGGAGCUGGAGUGCAAAUGUUUCUCUAAAGAUAUUCGGGGGCUGGAUAAAGAGGUUCGAGCAUGGCAAGCCUUCACAGGUCUGGACAGCAGGGUGAAGAACAUCCUCACCUCCCUCCGGGCCGUAGCGGAGCUCCAAAACUCAGCUAUACGAGCCCGGCACUGGCAUCAGCUGAUGGCUGCUACUGGAGUCCGCUUCACCAUGAACCAGGAGACCACCCUGGCCGAUCUGCUGCAGCUCAAUCUUCACUGCUUUGAAGAGGAGGUGAGGGGGAUUGUGGACAAAGCUGUUAAAGAGAUGGGGAUGGAGAAAGUGCUGUCGGAGCUCAACUCCACCUGGACAGGUAUGCAGUUCCAGUACGAGCCUCACCACAGGACCCAGGUGCCUCUGCUGCGCACAGACGAGGAGCUGAUCGAAACUCUGGAGGAUAACCAGGUUCAGCUGCAGAACCUCAUGUCCUCCAAGCACAUUGCACACUUCCUAGAUGAAGUGUCUUCAUGGCAGAGCAAGCUGUCUGUGGCAGACUCGGUCAUCUCCAUCUGGUUUGAGGUGCAGCGGACGUGGACUUACCUGGAAAGCAUCUUUAUCGGCUCGGAGGACAUCCGCUCACAGCUGCCUGAGGACUCCAGACGCUUCGAAGGGAUUGAUGCUGAUUUCAAAGAGCUGGCGGAUGCCAUGCAUCGGACGCCGAAUGUUGUGGAGGCCACCAAUAAACCAGGCCUCUUUGGUAAGCUGGAGGACAUCCAGAGCAGGCUCUCUCUGUGUGAAAAAGCUCUGGCAGAGUAUCUGGAUACCAAGCGUCUGGCCUUCCCCAGAUUUUACUUCAUCUCUUCAGCUGAUCUGCUGGACAUCCUGUCUAAUGGGACCAACCCACAGCAGGUCCAGAAGCAUCUGUCUAAGCUGUUUGACAACAUGGCUAAGAUGCGAUUUGAAGCAGAUGGAGAGGGAAAUCCGUCGGAGACUGGCGUGGGCAUGUACAGCAAAGAGGACGAGUAUGUCCCCUUUAAUCAGUCCUGCGACUGCACUGGGCAGGUGGAGCUGUGGUUGAAUAGGGUGCUGGAGACCAUGCAAGCCACUGUUCGCCACCAGAUGACUGAAGCGGUAAUGGCUUAUGAGGAGAAAUCCAGAGAGCAAUGGUUGUUUGAGUAUCCAGCUCAGGUGGCGCUGACCUGCACUCAGAUCUGGUGGACGUCCGAUGUCAACAUGGCGUUCGCACGCCUUGAGGAAGGCUAUGACAACUCCAUGAAGGAGUACUACAGAAAGCAGGUGUCCCAGCUCAACACCCUCAUCUCCAUGCUGAUUGGUCAGCUUACACCGGGGGACAGGCAGAAAGUCAUGACCAUCUGCACCAUCGACGUUCAUGCCAGAGACGUGGUGGCCAAGAUGAUCGCUCAGAAGGUGGAGAAUUGUCAGGCCUUCGUUUGGCUCUCCCAGCUCAGACACCGAUGGGAUGAAAGGGAGAGGCAUUGUUUUGCCAACAUCUGUGAUGCCCAGUUUCUCUACUCGUAUGAAUACCUGGGCAACAUGCCACGAUUAGUCAUCACUCCUCUAACAGACAGAUGCUACAUCACCUUGACGCAGUCCCUCCAUCUGACCAUGAGUGGAGCUCCAGCUGGGCCUGCAGGCACAGGGAAGACCGAGACUACCAAAGACUUGGGCCGAGCCCUCGGCAUCAUGGUAUACGUGUUCAACUGCUCUGAGCAGAUGGACUACAAGUCUUGUGGGAACAUCUACAAAGGCCUGGCUCAGACUGGAGCAUGGGGGUGCUUCGACGAGUUCAACAGGAUCUCUGUGGAGGUGCUGUCUGUGGUGGCUGUACAGGUCAAAAGCAUCCAAGAUGCCAUCCGCGAUAAGAAGCAGAGGUUUAACUUUAUGGGAGAGGAGGUGAAUCUCUGUCCCUCUGUGGGCAUCUUCAUCACCAUGAAUCCAGGCUAUGCUGGCAGAACUGAGCUUCCUGAGAACCUCAAAGCCCUGUUCAGACCUUGUGCCAUGGUGGUACCAGACUUUGAGCUGAUCUGUGAAAUCAUGCUGGUGGCUGAAGGCUUUAUUAACGCUCGGAUCCUCGCCAGGAAGUUCAUCACCCUCUACACGCUGUGCAAAGAGCUGCUGUCCAAACAGGAUCACUAUGACUGGGGCCUCAGAGCUAUCAAGUCAGUGCUGGUCGUUGCUGGCUCUCUGAAAAGAGGAGACCCCACCCGGGCCGAGGAUCAGGUUCUCAUGCGAGCUCUGAGAGACUUUAAUAUUCCAAAGAUAAUCACAGACGACAUGCCCGUCUUCAUGGGCCUGAUAGGAGACCUUUUCCCCUCCCUGGAUGUCCCCAGGAAGAGAGACCUGGACUUUGAGAGGCAUGUGAAGCAGUCUAUUCUGGACUUGAAGUUACAGGCCGAGGACAACUUUGUACUCAAGGUGGUGCAGCUGGAGGAGCUGCUGGCGGUGCGGCACUCAGUGUUUGUAAUUGGGAACGCUGGCACCGGGAAAAGCCAGGUGAUGAGGUCACUCCAGAGGACCUAUCAGAACAUGAAGCGCCGGCCCGUGUGGGCGGACCUCAACCCAAAGGCUGUGACCAAUGACGAGCUGUUCGGGAUCAUCAAUCCAGCGACGAGAGAAUGGAAAGAUGGUCUGUUCUCCAGUAUCAUGCGUGAACUCGCCAACAUUAAUCACGGUGGGCCUAAGUGGAUUGUCCUGGAUGGAGACAUUGAUCCAAUGUGGAUUGAGUCACUCAACACAGUUAUGGAUGACAAUAAGGUGCUGACUCUGGCCAGUAAUGAGCGGAUCCCACUGAACCCCACCAUGAGGCUGGUGUUUGAGAUUAGCCACCUUCGAACAGCUACUCCUGCAACAGUGUCCAGAGCAGGAAUCCUGUACAUAAACCCAGCAGAUCUCGGUUGGAGCCCACAGGUUUCCAGCUGGAUUGACAGGAGGGAAGUCCAAUCUGAGAAGGCCAACCUGACCAUACUGUUUGACAAAUACCUUCCCACUUGCCUGGACGCUCUCAGAUUGAGGUUUAAGAAGAUCAUCCCCAUCCCUGACCCCAGUCUGGUCCAGAUGCUGUGCUACCUGCUGGAGUGUCUUCUGAUUCCAGAAAACACACCACCAGACUGUGCCAAAGACCUUUAUGAGCUCUAUUUUGUCUUUGCUGUGGUCUGGGCCUUUGGGGGAGCCUUGUUCCAGGACCAGGCGUGUCUGGUCCACACCACAGAGACUAUUCGGGUUCGUUACUUCAUGGACCGCCUCCUGGAACGCUGCAGGCCAGUAAUGCUGGUUGGGAAUGCUGGCACGGGGAAGUCCGUUCUGGUCGGGGACAAGUUCGGAUCGCUUGACCCUGAGAAAUACCUGGUCAAAAAUGUCCCCUUUAACUAUUACACCACAUCAGCUAUGCUUCAAGCUGUGCUGGAAAAGCCCCUGGAGAAGAAAGCGGGCCGAAACUACGGACCUCCAGGCAGCAGAAGACUGAUCUACUUCAUAGAUGACAUGAAUAUGCCCGAGGUGGAUGCAUAUGGCACAGUCCAACCUCACACACUCAUACGCCAACACAUGGACUACAGCCACUGGUAUGACCGGAAUAAGCUGCUUUUGAAAGAAAUACACAACGUUCAGUACGUGUCCUGCAUGAACCCCACAGCCGGCAGCUUCACCAUUAAUCCACGUCUGCAGCGCCACUUCUGCGUCUUCGCCCUGUCGUUUCCUGGAGCCGAGGCCCUCAGCACCAUCUACAGCUCCAUUCUGACUCAGCACCUAAGUGGAGAGGGCUUCAGCAGCAUCCUGCAGAAGAGCUGCCCCACCCUGGUCCAGUUAGCCCUGGACCUACACCAGCGCGUUUCCUCCACCUUCCUCCCCACUGCAGUCAAGUUCCACUACAUCUUCAACUUGCGAGACCUCUCCAACAUAUUCCAGGGCAUUCUCUUCUGUACCGCUGAGUGUCUAAAAGCCCCCACAGACCUGCUGAAAAUCUACCUGCAUGAGUCCGAGCGGGUCUACAGAGACAAGCUGGUGGAGGAGCAGGACAUCCAGGUCUUUGAUAAGCUGCAGGCGGACGUGGUGAAAAAGUUCUACGAGGACACGGAGGAGACUCUGGAGCAGACCAGGAGGCUGAACCUGUACUGCCACUUUGCCUGUGGGGUGGGGGAGGCCAGGUACAUGGCUGCAGAGUCCUGGAGCAGCCUCCACAAAACCUUGCUGGAAGUGUUGGACGGCUACAAUGAGGUCAACGCUACCCUGAACCUGGUGCUGUUUGAGGACGCCAUGGCUCACAUCUGCCGAAUAAACCGAAUCUUGGAGUCUCCGCGUGGCAACGCACUGCUGGUUGGAGUGGGCGGCAGCGGCAAGCAGAGUCUGACCCGACUGGCUGCCUUUAUCUCCAGUCUGGAGGUUUUUCAGAUCACCUUGAGGAAAGGCUACGGCAUCACUGAGCUAAAGAGUGACCUGGCGUCCCUCUACGUCAAAGCUGGCGUGAAGAAUAUCGGCACGGUGUUCCUGAUGACUGACGGCCAGGUGGCGGAUGAGACGUUCCUGGUUCUGGUCAACGAUCUGCUGGCGUCAGGAGAGAUUCCCGACCUGUUCCCAGACGAUGAGGUGGAGAACAUCAUUGGCAGCGUGAGGCCAGAGGUCCGCGGCUCGGGACUGAUGGAUACGAGGGAAAACUGCUGGAAGUUCUUCAUCGACCGUGUUCGCAGACAGCUCAAGGUGGCUUUGUGCUUCUCUCCUGUGGGCAACAAACUGAGGGUCCGCAGCAGGAAGUUUCCUGCCGUGGUUAACUGUACGGCCAUCGACUGGUUCCACGAGUGGCCUCAGGAGGCGUUGGAGUCGGUCAGCCUCAGAUUCCUGCAGGAGGUGGAGAAUAUUGAACCUCCGGUGAAGGAAUCAGUGAGCAAAUUCAUGGCUUAUGUUCACACGAGUGUCAAUCAAGCAUCCAAAGAGUACCUGGCUAAUGAGCGGCGCUACAACUACACCACACCCAAGUCAUUUCUGGAGCAGAUUAAGCUGUAUCGCAGUCUGCUGGGCCAGAGGAGCAAAGAGCUCACCACCAAAAUAGAGCGGCUGGAGAACGGCCUGCAGAAGCUCAGCAGCACCUCUGCUCAGGUGGAUGACCUCAAGGCCAAGCUUGCUGCUCAAGAAGUGGAACUCAAGCAGAAGAAUGAGGAUGCUGACGAGCUGAUCCAGGAGGUUGGGAUAGAAACUGAGAAUGUGUCAAAGGAGAAGGCGGUGGCUGAUGAGGAGGAACAAAAGGUGGCAGCCAUCGCUGUAGUGGUCAGUGGCAAACAGAGAGACUGCGAAGAGGACUUGGCCAAGGCCGAACCAGCUCUUAUAGCAGCUCAGGAUGCCCUUAACACGCUCAAUAAAAACAACUUAACAGAGCUGAAGUCGUUUGGUUCUCCUGUUGCGGCGGUGACCAACGUCACAGCGGCUGUCAUGGUCCUGAUGGCGCCAUGCGGAAAAGUUCCAAAGGAUCGCAGCUGGAAGGCUGCAAAGGUGAUGAUGGCCAAAGUGGACACAUUCCUGGACUCUCUGAUUAACUUCAACAAGGAAAACAUCCCAGAGGCUUGCCUGAAAGCCAUCCGGCCUUACCUGCAGGACCCAGAGUUUCAGCCAGAUCUGGUGGCCUCCAAGUCGUAUGCUGCAGCAGGUCUGUGCUCUUGGGUUUUAAACAUCGUCAAGUUCUACGAGGUUUUCUGUGAUGUGGAGCCCAAACGGCAGGCCCUUACCAAGGCCAACGCAGAGCUGGCUGCUGCACAGGAGAAACUCACUGCCAUCAAAAGCAAGAUCAGUCACCUUAAUGAGAACCUGGCCAAGCUCACAGCCAAGUUUGAGAAAGCCACAGCAGACAAGCUCAAGUGCCAACAGGAAGCAGAGUCCACCGCACGCACCAUCUCGCUGGCCAACCGUCUGGUGGGAGGUCUGGCAGCAGAGAACAUUCGCUGGGCAGAAGCCAUAGAAAACUUUAGAAAGCAGGAGAGGACUCUGUGUGGGGACGUCCUCCUCAUCACUGCCUUCAUCUCUUACCUGGGAUACUUCACCAAACGUUACAGGCUGCAGCUCAUGGACAACUGCUGGAGGCCUUAUCUCACUCAGCUGGAGGUUCCUAUCCCAGUGACUGCAGACCUGGACCCUUUGACCAUGCUAACUGAUGAUGCUGACAUUGCGGCCUGGCAAAAUGAAGGUCUGCCUGCUGACAGGAUGUCCACAGAAAACGCCACCAUUCUCACUUCCUGCCAGCGCUGGCCUCUGGUAGUGGACCCCCAGCUGCAGGGCAUUAAGUGGAUCAAAAACAAAUAUGGUGAAGACCUGCGGGUCAUCCACUUUGAGCAGCGAGGGUACCUGGAUGCAGUGGAGAGAGCGCUGGCAGCAGGUGACAUGGUUCUAAUGGAGAACUUGGGGGAAAUACUGGAUCCUGUUCUUGGACCUUUGCUGAGUCGAGAAACCAUCAAGAAGGGCAGGUACAUAAAGAUGGGAGACAAGGAGUGCGAGUACAACCCCAGUUUCCGCCUCAUCCUGCACACCAAGCUCGCCAGCCCUCAUUACCAGCCGGAGCUGCAGGCCCAGUGCACCCUGAUAAAUUUCACUGUGACCAGAGACGGUCUGGAAGACCAACUGCUGGCUGCUGUCGUCAGCAUGGAGAGACCUGACCUGGAGCAGCUAAAGUCAGACCUGACGAAGCAGCAGAACUGUUUUAAGAUCACGCUGAAGACCCUGGAGGACAACCUACUGUCCCGUUUGUCCUCCGCCUCAGGAAACUUCCUGGGAGACACAGAGUUGGUGGAAAACCUGGAGACGACCAAACGUACUGCAGCUGAGAUAGAGGAGAAGGUAAAAGAAGCCAAGGUGACAGAGGCCAAAAUCAAUGAGGCUCGGGAGCGCUACCGUCCAGCAGCAGCGCGGGCUUCCUUAUUGUACUUCAUAAUGAAUGACCUCAAUAAAAUUCACCCCAUGUACCAGUUCUCUCUCAAGGCAUUCAGUGUGGUCUUCCAGAAAGCGGUUCUGAAGGCCGAGCCGGAUGAGGCUCUGAAGCAGCGGGUGUCCAACCUAAUUGACAGCAUCACCUCCUCAGUUUUCCAGUACACCACAAGAGGCUUGUUUGAGUGUGACAAGCUCACGUACAUCGCUCAGCUCGUGUUCCAGAUACUCCUGAUGAAUAAUGAAAUAAACCCUGCAGAGCUGGACUUCCUCCUGAGAUACCCUGUCCAACCAGGUGUAACGUCACCAGUGGAUUUUCUAUCCAACCAUUCCUGGGGAGGAAUCAAGUCCCUCUGCUCCAUGGAAGAGUUCAGAAACCUGGACCGAGACAUCGAAGGUUCAGCCAAACACUGGAAGAAGUUUGUAGAAUCUGAGUGUCCAGAGAAAGAGAAAUUCCCACAGGAGUGGAAGAGCAAGAACUCGCUCCAGAGACUGUGCAUAAUGAGAGCCCUGAGACCCGACCGCAUGACAUACGCCGUCAGAGAUUUUGUAGAAGAGAAACUGGGAAGCCAGUAUGUGAUUGGCAGAUCUUUGGACUUCGCCAUCUCCUUUGAAGAGUCAUGUGCAUCAACGCCAAUGUUCUUCAUCCUCUCUCCUGGAGUGGACCCUUUGAAGGACGUGGAGAAACAUGGAAAGAAGCUGGGCUACACCUUUGACAACAACAACUUCCACAAUGUGUCUCUAGGCCAAGGCCAGGAGGUUAUAGCUGAACAAGCCCUUCACCUGGCAGCUAAAAAUGGCCAUUGGGUCAUAUUACAGAACAUCCACCUGGUGGCUCGCUGGCUGGGAACACUUGAGAAACUUCUAGAGCAGCAUGCAGCGGGAAGCCAUGACAGCUUCAGGGUGUUUGUCAGCGCCGAGCCCUCCUCCACCCGUGAGGGCCACAUCAUCCCCCAGGGCAUCCUGGAGAACUCCAUCAAGAUCACCAACGAACCACCCACCGGUAUGCACGCCAACCUGCACAAAGCCCUGGACAACUUCAACCAGGACUCGCUGGAAAUGUGUGCACGGGAGAAUGAGUUUAAGAGCAUCUGGUUUGCUCUCUGUUACUUCCACGCUGUGGUUGCAGAGAGGAGGAAGUUUGGUCCUCAGGGGUGGAACAGAUCAUAUCCCUUCAACAUCGGGGACCUCACCAUAUCUGUCAGUGUCCUCUACAACUACCUGGAGGCCAACCUGAAGGUACCAUAUGAUGAUCUGCGAUACCUGUUUGGUGAGAUCAUGUAUGGGGGUCACAUCACAGAUGACUGGGACCGCCGUCUGUGUCGGACUUACCUGGAGGAGUUUAUCAGACCAGAGAUGAUGGAGGGGGAGCUGUAUCUCGCACCUGGCUUCCUCUUACCAGGAAACUUGGAUUACAACAGUUACCACCAGUACAUUGACAACGCCCUGCCUGCAGAGUCUCCGUACCUGUACGGCCUUCAUCCCAACGCUGAGAUCGGCUUCCUCACACAGACGUCGGAGAAGCUUUUCCGCACAGUGCUGGAGAUGCAGCCCAGGGAUGGAGGAGUCGGUGAGGGAGGCGGGACAACGAGAGAAGAGAAGGUGCAUGCAGUGCUGGAGGACAUUAUGGAGAGACUUCCAGAGGAGUUCAACAUGGCAGAGCUUCUUGGGAAAGCAGAGGAGAGGACUCCCUACCAGGUGGUGGCGCUGCAGGAGUGUGAGCGUAUGAAUGUCCUCACCGAUGAGAUCAGGCGCUCCCUCCGUGAGCUAAACCUCGGACUCAAGGGAGAGCUGACUAUGACCAGUGACAUGGAGAACCUUCAGAACGCUAUUUUCCUGGACAUGGUUCCAGACAGUUGGACCAAACGAGCUUAUCCCUCUAUGUCCGGCUUGACUCUGUGGUUCACUGACCUGCUGGUCAGGAUCAGAGAGCUGGAAGCUUGGUCAGCUGACUUCGUCUUACCUUCUGUGGUGUGGCUGGCCGGCUUCUUCAACCCACAAUCUUUCCUCACAGCCAUCAUGCAGGCCAUGGCUAGAAGGAAUGAGUGGCCUCUAGAUAGCAUGUAUCUGCAGUGUGAUGUCACAAAGAAGAAUCGCGAGGACUUCACCUCCCCACCUCGUGAAGGGGCCUACAUUUACGGGCUGUACAUGGAGGGUGCAAGGUGGGACACACAGACUGGUUUGAUUGCAGACGCCCGCCUGAAAGAGCUUACUUCAACCAUGCCCGUCAUCUUCAUUAGGGCCAUCCCUGUCGACAAACAGGACAACAGAAAUGUCUACCAGUGUCCCGUCUACAAAACCCGCCAGAGGGGGCCUACAUACGUGUGGACCUUUAACCUGAAGACCAAAGAAAACCCCUCCAAAUGGACUCUAGCUGGCGUGGCGCUGCUUCUGCAGGUUUAACAGGGUAGAGAUGAACACGCUGAUGAUGCUGACAGGGUCAACAGCUGCAGCUCAUUUGGACCAAAGAUUGUAAAGCGGGAGUAAAACAGAUUUCCAAAGAAAUGAAUGUAGUUACACUGCAAAAAUACUCGAUCUAAUCAAAUUUCACCAUUUUAUAUCCAGCCACAAAGUCUUUUCCAUCUUGUUUUGAGGGCGAAGAAGAGAACAUGUAAGACUGUUAAUCAUGUUUUCCGGUAUGUCUCCUAUGUCUUAUUUAGUUACUAUAUCCUGACUGAGCUUCCCCGUACCAAUUUACAGCACACUGCAAAAAUCAGCUGUUUUAAAAGGAGAAAAAACACUUUCAGAAUCAGAAUAAUUAAUUUUGCCAAGUCUGUACACACAAAUAAGGAAUGUGACUCUGGUGAAUUUUGCUUUCUUUGUACUUUCAGCACAAUAAGAAAGACUAAGUACAAAUAAAAGCAAAUAAAAAUAA
Messenger RNA from Melanotaenia boesemani (Boeseman's rainbowfish), 12817 nucleotides. RefSeq names its product dynein heavy chain 9, axonemal-like. The transcript is spliced from 73 exons. Bases 82 to 12345 code for a protein of 4087 amino acids. Gene Ontology annotation, cellular component: dynein complex. The record is from RefSeq and is a predicted model, not a curated record. Gene Ontology annotation, molecular function: ATP binding; minus-end-directed microtubule motor activity; dynein light intermediate chain binding. Gene Ontology annotation, biological process: microtubule-based movement. NCBI's taxonomy places the organism in Eukaryota, Metazoa, Chordata, Actinopteri, Atheriniformes, Melanotaeniidae.